Brenthis ino (lesser marbled fritillary) is the source of this 2214-nucleotide messenger RNA. NCBI's taxonomy places the organism in Eukaryota, Metazoa, Arthropoda, Insecta, Lepidoptera, Nymphalidae. The record is from the annotation of a GenBank genome assembly.
AUGUCUUCUGACGAAGAUAGCGAACAGAAGGAAACAGCUACGAAGUCCCGCGUUAAUCUCGUGGAAGACGAGGCAUUGGAUUGGUUGAAGCCAAGAACUCUUAUAAAACCCGAUGAACAAGAAGAAGUCCCUGAAGCUGAACUAGAAGAAGAAGUAGGUCGUGUUUUAACUACAAUUAAUCCUCGAUGGGUGGCUGAUGAAGUUGCAUACCAUUAUGGUCAAGGAAAAUUUGUUACUAAGUCUCGACCUACCUUUGGGAAAGCCUACCCACUUUACAUCUAUCAAGGAACAGCUAUACGUAAAGAUUCUGAUGAAGCAAAAGCUCAGAUUGCAGCAGGAUAUGGUAUGGUUGGAUUUGAUGACGCUGGACCAAAGCGGGCUAAAGUAAAGAAAUCUGCGGCCGAGGAAGAAGAAGAAGAAGAGCCAGAACCGGAAGCUGCCCCUGACGAAGCUAAAGAAGAGGAUGUACAAGAAGAACAAAUAGCAAAGGAACAUAUAGAAGAAAAAGAAGUCGUUCAGUCGGAAGUAGUCGCUGAGGAAGCAGAAGUUGUUGCAGAGGAAGUCCCGGAAGAAGCGGUUCCUGAAGAAAAAGAAGAAAGUGAACAUCACGAAGAAGAAGUAAUUGAAAUAAAGCCGCGUGUGAAAAAGCUCGCAAAUCAAUUUAACUUCUGUGAAAGAGCAGCACUAACAUACAAUUUACCUCGAAGGUCAGUAGACACACAAACCAUACCGCCACCAAGAGCUAACUACGGAGCAACUGUUCUUCAGUGCAUAAUUUUCGACUUCUAUCAAGAGGACUAUGCUAGAAAACAACGUGAAAAGGAAGAGGAAAAACCAAAAAGGGUUCGUAAAAAGACAGCGAAACAUGUGAAAUCAGCUCAACAAAUACACGAUGAACAACUAGCACAGCGCAUUCGAGAGGCUUGGACCAUUUUAGAGAGAUUAGUCAAUCAGAAUAUUUAUGAUGAUAUCGCUCAAGACUAUCGUUAUUGGGACGACCCUUCAGAUGAAUUUCGUGAAGGAAUGGGGUCUUUACUUCCUUUAUGGAAGUUUCAAUUUGAGCCUAUGAGAAGUCACGCGAUUUGCGACGUCCAAUGGAAUCCGCAUUAUCAAGACUUAUUCGCUGUUGCUUACGGGUCAUUGGAUUUCACACAACAACAAAAACAGGGCUGUUUGUGUUUAUACAGCAUUAAAAAUCCAGCUUAUCCGGAAUAUUCUGUAAUAACUGAUUCACCUGUUAUUUGUCUCGAUGUUUACAAGGAAACCCCUUAUCUCAUUUGCAUUGGGCGAUAUGACGGCAACGUAUGUGUUUAUAAUGCUCAAUUAACUCUAGAGUCUUCAUACCAAUAUAAAUCUGACUCUGUGAGAGAUAAACAUAGCAAUAUCGUCUGGGAGAUUCGUUGGGGAGCCCGUUUGAUAGAUGGUGAACCGUCCUUCUUCUCGAUAUCUGGUGACGGGCGUGUGGUGCAGUGGGCGGUUAUGCCCGGGGAACUGCAGGCCACCACCAUCAUAACCCUGCACUCCAGUGUGCCCCCCAUACCUGGGCCAGAUGGCACUUUGAUCACCGUUAAUAGCUGUGGAAGUUGCAUCUGCUUUCAUCCAGAGAAACCAGAUAUCUUCAUGGUCGGCACUGAAGACGGCAUGAUACAUACGUGCUCGUUGAAAUACAAUAGGAAUUACGUUCGAUCAGUGCAAGGACAUCACAUGCCCGUAUAUAGGAUUCACUACAAUUAUUUUAAUAAUAGCAUAUACGCUUCUUGUUCUGGCGAUUGGCGGGUCAAGAUCUGGGAAGAUGGACGGGAUGAGCCGCUGUUUAUGUUUGAGUUGGGCUCACCUGUGGGAGAUGUGAAGUGGGCGCCUUAUUCUAGCACAGUCUUCGCAGCGUGUACUGCUGAUGGAAAGGUAUAUGUUUAUGACCUAAAUGUGAAUAAAUACCGUCCCAUAUGCGUGCAAGCGGUUGUUUCAAAGAAGACCAAGAAACUCACGAGAAUCGACUUUAAUCCACGACUGCCAGUCAUGGUGUGCGGAGACACUAAAGGCACGUGUCAUGUAGUAAAAUUAUCACCUAACUUAAGGGUUAUGUGUAAACCACCGAAAAAGGCGCAAGGGUUAGAACAAAGAACUUUACAGAUCAUGAAGCUGGAUAAACUUUUGAGUUUAGUGCGUGACCCGCCAUUCCAAACUGGGGUUGUUGAUGAAAAGUUUGAUGACGAU